UCUGUCUCUCGGAGUGACGCCGCCUGAUAAAGGGAGUUAACUUCCAUUUUCAAAAGGUUUCGGAACGUCUGCUAAAUUUGAUUGGAGAUGAUCUGUUAUAUAACGACAAUAGACUUGUGUUCCAAGUUUGAGAAUUUGAUAGCGUAAAGAUACUAUGGAUCUCCAUGAAUACACUACAGCCUUGUCGUUUCUAAACACUGUGACAAUGGGACCACAAGAAAUGACGCCUCUGCAUUUAGUUUGUCAUUAAUGAUGACGCCUCACUGAAGUUUACAAUCAUGAUUGGCGUUUUCCAAAUUUAAUCUCUGGAAUCUUCUAAUUCUUAAUUCAGUCACUAAGAAUCCUAAUUCAAUCGCUGGAAUGUUGAAAUUUCUAACUAAAUCACUUGAAUUUUUAAAUUAAUUCAAUCACUGGAAUCUUGAAAUUCCUAAUUGAACCGCUGGAAUCUUCAAAUUAAUUCAAUCACUGGAAUCUUGAAAUUCCUAAUUCAACCACUGGAAUUUUUAUAUUGCCAAUUCAAUCAGCGGAACAUUUAAAUUAAUUUAACCAUUGGAAUCUUGUAACGUAUUCAUUCACUGGAAUCUUGAAAUUAAUCUUUUCAUUUUAAACCCUUACCUGUUUCAUAGGAGUUUGUUGUCUAAUUGGAAUUAUAUAGUCGAUAAAAAUAAAUCAAAGAUUUAAGUCAAGCAUUUAGUGGAAUGACUUCCUUGCCCGCAGCGCCCUUGGCGCCUAAGGAAGAAGGGAUCAGCUCCGGAAGUGGAAAUGUUGAGCCACCAGACGUCACCAAAUCUGUUCAAGUGACUUCCGGAUCGUGGUCUUCAAAGCACAGCGGGUCUUCUGCUUCUGGUGAUGGCGACUCUCUGACGACCGCGCUGCACUCUCACCUUGAUCACGGUAUUCUAAGCCAUUUGGACAUUGUCCACUCUCGACCGGACAAUAAGCGUUGUCAUGGCAACGGAUCACCUGCAAUAAUUAAAUACCAGUGUUCGCCAUUCACCACGACGAUGGGUUCGCUGACCUCUUCCGCCUCCCUUUCGGCCUCCACGGUCAUGCCUUCCGCCCCUGUCACACCACAACAGGAAGCUUUCUUCCCGCCCAAAAUUUUCACGUCCGAUAAAAAAAAGCCUUCGAAAAAACUCGGGCCCAUUAGCGGUGACGUCACCGAUCCUCGCACCCGUUCGGAUGUCGGAUGUGUCUCAGAUAAAAACGCAACUAAUAACUCCGCGAGGGGGCAUCGAUCGCCCCGCGUCACGUCACAUGCAAGAACGUCACCUGGUACCCCUCCUCGUCCCCUGCCACCCGACAGCCCCGGGGAGGCAGAGGAGCGGCGGGGAGAGGGGGACACGGAUUCGUCUGCUCAGAGCUCGGAGGUUGUCGACAGCUCGAAAUCUGUGCCCGUUCCAUCGACUGACGCUUCGCCGAGCGACGCCUGCACCCCCGCCAUCCACCACUGCAGUGGCGAGUUAGCGCCAUGGGAAUCGCCUGAAUCCGACUGGAGGAAGGAUAAAGUACAAGGGAAUAAAACAAGGGAGCUUACGCAGGCAGACAAUCCAAAAGGCCGAUUUGAUCCUGGUGACACCAGAGUUGUCGCCUUUCACCAGACCAGCGACCAGCGACGUCACUCAAACUCGGGACUGCGUCUCAAUAGCCGCUUCAGAAAUGUAGCGCCGGCAAAGAACGACCUUAACCCUGACCCCAGCCUGCCUUGCAACGGAGCAGGACGGAGUUGUAGGACGUUGGCCGCGGAGCCAAUCACCGACAAGGGUCAUAUCUGUGACUGGCGCGUGCAAGAACACUAUCACCAGAGCGUUGAAGACGACGAGGAAGUAUUCGUAGAAACUUCGCAAGACGACACGAGGAUUAAAUGCUGUGCAGUGCGGCCAUGCUUUCUCCGACAGAGUGCCGAGCACAACCGUAGUUCUCCGAAAGAAGACGAAUGCCCGGAAAUCAGAAUCAACUGUGAUGGCGUGUCCGUCUCCUUGGAGUGCGACGCUAUAAAUGGCGUAGCUCAUGACGUACCUGAUGACGCUGCCCAGUUGGACGUCGGGAUGAUUGAUGUUUCAUUAUGCAAAAACAAAUGUGAAAUAAAUUAUGCUCCGCCUAUGGUCCGCGACGGUCACUCCUUCCCGUCUGACGCUGAACACUUUGACAACGCCAGCUUUGAAGACGACGGCGAAGCCUUUACACAUUUCCCAGUGGUCACACCGUCGAUACAAAUAACAUCAACACCAACUAAGGAGGCUACCUCUGAUAGCCCGACACUUGAUACCGACAACCCGAACGCGUCGCCGGACAAUGCUCCAUGUUUAGGGGCUGACAAGUCGACAGUGUCCGGACCACAAGCUACCAAACUGCGCGAGACAUUCAUCAACGGACUGAGGCGACUAUCGAGGGAGAAAAACUCCUUUCUUAGGAUAGAUCAUUCUUACAACUACGGCAGGCCUUCUUUGGAUACACAGGAACGCGGCUCCAGUGGUUGCACGUUUUUAUUCCCCGGCCCCCAGUCUCAUCUAAGCAGCUCCCCUAAAGGCGUUGUGAGAGGCCCCGGGGAGCGCAGGAAAUUGAAAGUUGAGUUCGCCGUCAUGGAGGAAGAAGGUCACAAAUUGAACCGGCCGAGAGCCAGAGGGGGCGGGGGAGAGUACGGAGUGAAGGACGAGGUGGAUAAUCACGUGGCCAUGCUCGGGGGCAAUUCGGCGAGGUUUCGGCAGCCCCGCGUGUCGCUGCUUGGGAAGCCUCUCAACUACCGGGCCCACAGGCGGGAUAUGCGUUACAGAAGAAUUCAGGCCCGGAUAUACAACUUUCUGGAGCGGCCGAAGAACUGGGGCUCGUGGAUGUAUCACUUCCUCAUGUUCGGCUUUGUGCUCCUGUGCUUGACACUUGGUGUCCUGUCGUCCAUCAGUGAACUGGAGUCUGAUCUCAUUCAAUCAACAGUCUACUUGGAACUGGUCAUGUUGCUGUGGAUUGCCAUUGAGCUCGGACUUCGCGUCUGGUCAGCAGGCUGCAGAUCUAGGCAUCAGGGCGUGGCUGGUCGUCUGAGGUUUCUUCGGCGCCCGCUGUGUAUAAUUGAUAUAAUCCUAGUAGCUGCCAGUGUCACCACGAUGAUCGUGGGGACCACACAGGAACACUUCCCACAAGCAGUGCUGAGCGGACUUCGGUUCUUCCAAAUCCUCCGAAUGGUUCGCAUGGACAGAAAAGGUGGCACGUGGAAACUAUUGGGGUCCGUCGUCUGGGCCCACAGGCAGGAGCUAGUGACCACUCUGUACAUUGGUCUACUGGGACUGGUCUUCUCCUCCUACUUUGUCUACCUGGCAGAGAAAGAUGAGCCGAAGCUGGACUCUGGGAACAACAAGCAGUACAACAGUACCGGAUACAAACCUAAAUUUAGUAACUUUGCUGACGCCAUCUGGUGGGGAGUGGUCACUCUAUGCACAGUGGGUUACGGCGAUGUCGUCCCUGCUUCGUGGGGAGGCAAACUAAUAGCAGCAUUCUCCGCCAUCCUAGGGAUCUCUUUCUUCGCUCUACCAGCGGGUAUAUUAGGUUCCGGAUUCGCUCUGAAGGUUCAGCAGCAGCAGAGGCAGAAACACUUGAACAGGAGGCGUGUUCCAGCAGCCAACCUCAUCCAGUGUCUGUGGCGAUGCUACGCCGCUGAUGAGCACUCCAUAUCAACAGCGACAUGGAAACGCCACAUGAUACCAUGCCCCAGCCCACCCUCCGAGAGGUCAUUCAAAAACAACACGUCGUUCGUUAGCCGCUUCUCGACCCGGAGACGUGACCGCAGCUGCACAAUCAGCAGCAACACGAGUCACAGCAACGGUCAAGCCCAGUCGCCGAUGACCACCAGGCACCACGCUAGACGGACAGCCAUCUCCACUUCUGACGAGGAGGUCCCCAAUGUCUUAGACAGCUUGGUGAAUCGCACCUGGAGUCAUUUGAGUUUGGCCACUGGACUGACAGAACAUAAGCUACAGCUGGACAUGUUGCCAUUCAAGAAGGAGAACUCGGUAUCUUCGAUUGGAAAGGAAUCUGAAGAAGAAGACUUGUCCCCACGACUGACCCAGCUGACGGAGCAACAUAAAAAAGCCAUCAGGGCCAUCCGGAAAAUCCGCUAUUUUGUGGCCCGGAGAAAGUUCCGAGAGGCGUUGAGGCCCUAUGACGUCAAGGAUGUCAUAGAGCAGUACUCUGCUGGUCACGUGGAUAUGCUGGGCAGAAUUAAGAACCUACAGGGAAGACUUGAUCAAAUUUUGGGUCGACAGGGAAGUAAGAGCAAAGAUGUUUAUGAAUCAAAAAUUUGUUUGGCUUCAAGAAUUGUUAAAGUAGAAAGACAGGUUGAUGAUAUAGAAACCAAACUUGACUUACUGGUUGAUAUGUACAAAGAAGACCGGAAGUUACUUUUACAGCAUUUGCAGUUCUCCUGUCAAGGCUCAACUAACAAAGGCGACCAGCCCCCUCCUCCCGCACCAGCCACAACAACGACGCCACAAUUCAAGCCCCGGCCCAUACUAAUUGACAAACAGUUCACCAGCGAGCCGGCGACUCCAACCGCUCUCAGCUUUCCUGGCUCCGGGGUACGCGGCAAACCGAUCAUACAAAGAAACCUUUCAGAUCUUAGCACGAGAAUAAAAAAGCGAGUGACUUAUCAUCCUUUAUCGCUGCACGACCCGCCGUCGCGGGCGCAGUCGGCCGCCAACUUUAAUUCUGGCUCUCCGUUGUGUUCCAUCUUGACCACCUCAGCUCGGACUGACCCCACACUCCAGGGCGACUCGACAGCGUGCUCGGUUAACGACUCGUCGGCAUUACAAUCUUCGCGCACGCUCGAGACAAGCGUAGAUUUGCCCGUGGAGGAAGCAAGCAACACGGAGUUGUCAGAGUUCCACCCGGGUUUGAAAUCCAGUGACUUCCAGCAGCACAAACUGCUACACCAGCCUUCUUCCAUUAGUCUACCUCCAUUGCCUAGCUCCACCUUGUCAACCCUAAGUGAACAGCGAAGCAUUGAGUCCGACUCCAGCUUGUCUUGUGGUGAGGCCGGCCACGGCGCCCACCCAUACUCAAACAAUAACAACACGUCGGAACAGACUCUGCCGCCAGCAACGGACUUGACCGACCCAAUCAAGGAAACGCCUUGCUGCCAUCUUGAAGGACGCAGCUCUGCCUUAUCCUCGAAGGCCCCUUCCUCCAGGCAAGAGGACACCAGUACAUCAGACAGUAGAGAUUAUUCCGCUGAUUUAAUUAUAUGAAAGUCCGUCGUCUUCUUCGUGUGUAUGUAUUUAUAAGUAACAGAGGGAAAAAUAAGACAAAAGAAUCAAAACCGCCGCCAAACUAAGAUUUAAAAAAAAAAUUAUUUUCUAGAAGCGGCAAAAGGUUUUAUCAUACUCAGGUAUUGGUCCGACAUCUAAACCGAAUGCGUCAUCCUACUUGAUUGCAUUAUCAUACCUGAUUGCGACAUCUAUCCUGUUUGCGACAUCUAUCCUGUUAACCGUCAGUUAACCAAGGAUGUGGGAAAACGAGAACAAGCUGAAGAGAAAGAUGUGAAAUGAGAUCUAUCCCACUCAAUACUAUUGUAUCUUCAACAACUAUCUGACAUUUUUUAUUUGCCUCAGUAAUUAUCUGUGACCAACAAAAAUGUUUAUAAUUUAGGUAGCUUAGAGUAUCUCUUCAUUUAUUUUUUUUUUGGGGGGGGAGGGGAAAGGAGGGGGCCGCAUAUAAAGAGUUGAAGGACAUUUAGUAUCAGUUGGCGUCAGGAGUGUUAAGAAAAUAAAUCUGUUAUUCGCACCCGUAACUUUCAUUGUUACUUAUGAUUUAAAUACUUCUAACAAAUAUUUACAGACUUUAUAAAUGAGUGCUCUAUUUUGGAGGAAACUGAAAAAAAAAAUAGAGCUUUAAAUGACGAAGACAUAUAUGUAAGAAAUAAAGGGAGAGAAUAAAACGUUUUCAUUAAAGUUGCUAUUUAAGUUGUUUAAGUUUUCAGCUUUCUGAAAUUAAUUUUUUAAAAUUACAAAAUGCUGUUACUAGUUUUUUAAACACUGAUUUAUAAUUUAAGAAAUUUCUUCACUUACAUGACUAACUUUUAAAUGUUUUAGUUAAAGUAUCAUAUAAUUACUUAAAAUUACAAUAUAAGUAUUCAAAAUUAUAUAUUUAGUAAUUGCGAAAAAUGAAGACAAUUGCAGAGGUCUGCGUGGUGGUCCUGGAAGUCAAAUUGAAAUCCAGGUGAAGACUGGGAUUUUUAAUUUCAAGAUUUGUGGGCACCUCUGAGUCCAACCAGCUCUAAUGGGUACCUGACAUUAGUAUGGGAACAGUAAAUGCGGUUGGUCGUUGUGCUUGCCACAUGACACCCUCGGAAACCGUAGGCCACAGAAACAGAUGACCCUUACAUCCUCUGCCCUAUAGACUACAAGGGGAACUAACUUUUUAAAGUACUCCUACCAAUAGGCCACAUUAAACAAAAAGAGACAUGAAAACAAAAAAAAAGAAACAUAAGACAAUAAAACAGACAUAAGCUCAAACAAGAAAAAUAUAAGAAACUAGUCCACCCACGGCGUAGCAUACGCCGCUAUUUUGCAAGUCCGGCCUUAGCCCACUGCAACCUAUGCGACCGCAGUAGACCCCACACUUUCAUAGAACCCGCGCUAUUUCUAGGUGUAAAUUAUUACAUUAAACCAUGUUGUAACUUAUAACAGAAAAAACGGAAAUUAUUAAAAUCUAUAUAAAAAAUCUUUAUUAAAAUUAUUAAAAUCUUUUGAAAACUCAUAAAAAUCUCAUGAAAUACAUAGACAAAAAUUGUCAUUUCGGGGUGACAUUAAAUACGGAAAACGCCAAUACUACGCGAGAUAAAAAAAAACGGCAUUAUGCAAUACCCGUAAUUGUGGAAUCUGAAGAAAGAAGCUUCUCGCACCUCAAUGCCUCAAACUAAUGAAUAAUUACUUGAAGUCAACAAUUCUCGUAGAUAGAUUGAAACAUUUGGUAAUUCUCACCAUUCAUUGUGAUCUAUGUAGGAAAUAUAAUUUUUAUGAUAUACGGUAUGACUUCGUUACAAGCAAGGCUCGUAAAGUAUGAAUAAAAUGCCAAUACGAAUUCAUUUUCUAAUACAAACUCUUAAUUUUCACUUAUUAUCCGUAUCCCUACCCAAACUUGGCCCCGCGAAAUCUGUUUCGCAUAGGGCCUCACAAUGGUUAUGACAGGCCCUGCUAUUUAGUGACGAGUGAGGGAGGGUGUAUCUGUGUGGACAUUACAUUGAUAGCUUUUUAAAAGCGUUUAUAAAAAAAAAUAUUUAAACAAAAUUUAAUACCUGGACUCGAACACUCCUCCAGCCAAUACACUAACCUUUGUACCGGAGAAGUGCUUAUGAAAAUAGAAGGUUUAUAGUUAUCUAUUGUUUCAAACUUGAAAGCAGAGUAUAAAGGGGACUAAUUCAACUUAUACCACCACAUCAGUCAAGUACAAUUUCUUUCCCUUGUUCGAUACUUAACAGAAUAAUUAAUUACCAAUAGUUAAUUUACUAAUUCGUUAUUUUUUAAAAUCGAUUCUUGGUUUGUCAGGGAAAAGAAAUAAAUGUAUAUAAUUUCAACUUCAUCCGAGAUGGGGUGUCGGAGAAAUAACGUGUACAGACUUCUUACAAAACAGAGUGAGUUGAUAGAAGCUUUGUAAAAAAAAAUAAUUAAAAUAAAACUAAAUAAUUAAAUAAAACGGAUAGCGUCGUGUACAAGCGCCUGUGUUCCAUUGAUUCAAAUUUUGCUGUGAUUUGUUUACGAGAAAUCAAUGACCUCAUACCCCAGUCCUAUGGCACAUGUUACUUCCUCCAUCUGUGUUUAUUGUGUUUUAAUAAAUCUAUACAUACAU
Messenger RNA from Biomphalaria glabrata, 7833 nucleotides. RefSeq lists its product as uncharacterized. Gene Ontology annotation, biological process: potassium ion transport; transmembrane transport. The record is from RefSeq and is a predicted model, not a curated record. The coding region runs from base 699 to 5234 and encodes 1511 amino acids. Gene Ontology annotation, cellular component: membrane. NCBI's taxonomy places the organism in Eukaryota, Metazoa, Mollusca, Gastropoda, Planorbidae. Gene Ontology annotation, molecular function: voltage-gated potassium channel activity. The transcript is spliced from 15 exons.